GUAUUCCGACCUUGACGGUGUCUCGGUGUUUCGGGCCUCGAAAUCGGGCCGGGCCGGGCAGACAGACGCAGUUUGCUCGGUCGCUUCUCAGGGAGAGGAUUAAUUGGGCGGCGAUUGACGAGAGGAACGCGUUGCACCGCGGCGGCGACCUUGCUCGUUCACCAUCUUGUCCGAUUGGCCGGUUAAUUAGCGGGCGUGCACGUGUUUGGUGACUCGUUGGUGGAGAAUUUGUGAAACAGUGCGCGUUGUAUCAGUGCUCGUUUAUAUAUAUAUAUAUAUAUAGGUUUUUUUCGAAGGAGCCUUCUCGAAUGAGAUCUCGAUCGCGUUGUACUUACAUAUAGUAUUAACCGCGCGAUACGAGAAAUAUCUGGAUGAUCUGACGUUUUACCGUACCGUACGUGUGAUUUAUUCCGUUUGAACGAGCGUUGGAUACAAUCGUAUCCGACGAAGAUCGCAAUUUGUAUCCAUUACUGCGAGCGGAUAGCGGGGAAUCAACAUCGUCUACGGUCUGUGACGCGCGAUAGAGAAACGUGUUGAUCGAUAAUUGAUAGAUAAUUCGAAUUAUUGUAAUCCGAAUGGAAUCGUGGGUGAACGUGUCAAGGAUGAGCGAAGCGUUCGAAGGAUGAGAAUCGGUUGUCUCGAUCGCGAGUGCACCGCGUGUGAAGAUAAGGGACGUGGCCAGUACGCGGUGGCAACUUUCACGGAUGAAACGAGCGUAGUAGUAUUACGUCAGUAGGCAACAAAGCGUGUUUUGAUAUAGAGGUCGGACAAGCGUGUCGUCGUGCGUAUGCGUGUGCGUGUGCGUGUGUACGUGUGCGUGUGGUGCGCAGUUGGAGAAGAGAGGAGAGGCUCGAAGGAAUUGAUAUUUGGGUUUACUGCCGAUCCAUUCCGGAGGGAACCGCGGCGAACAUCGUUAUUGAAAUAAUGAAGAGAGAAGCUGAUGCAGGCGCUAUGACAGGUUCUGGAGGACCGACAAGUCCUCACAAGCGUUACAGACAGGGUGACGAUGAACUUCGUCUUCUGAUCCCCAGCAAGGUAGCCGGUUCGAUAAUCGGCAAGGGUGGCCAGAAUAUCACCAAACUGAGGAGUCAGUACAAAGCCUCAAUCAUUGUACCCGAUUGCCCCGGACCCGAACGGGUGCUUACCAUCAGCUCGGAUCUGCCCACCGUACUCCAAGUGUUGAACGAGGUCGUACCUAAUCUCGAGGAGGUGAGUGUUGCUACCAGAAGAGGAUCACACGGGAAAAGAAAUGACUCAAUCAACGGGUCUCGACACGGGAGCGACGAGAUCGACGUGCGCAUGCUGGUGCAUCAGAGCCAAGCCGGAUGCAUAAUCGGCAAGGGAGGUUUAAAGAUCAAGGAGCUUCGCGAGAAAACUGGGGCAAGGAUCAAGAUUUAUUCUCACUGCUGUCCUCAUAGCACUGACCGGCUGAUCAGCAUCUGCGGAAAACCGACCACGUGCAUCGAGUGCAUUCGCGAGCUGAUUGCUACUAUUAAAACCUCGCCUCUGAAGGGAGUGAACAACCCUUACGAUCCGCACAACUUCGACGAUUAUUACGCGGACGACUACGGCGGCUAUGGGACCGGCGACGGUGGCCAAGGGAAAGGGGGUGGCUUUGGGGGCCCUGGAGGGCGCGGUGGUGGCGGAGGCGGCGGCGGCGGCGGAGGUAUGCCACCUCGACGCGACAACCGCGCCGGGCCGGGCGACAUGAAUCGCGGGUUCCCGCCACCGCCGAGAGGUGGGCCGCGCGGAGGAGGCGGCGGAGGCGGUGGCAUGUCUGGCGGGCCACCUGAUCGUGGCUACGGAGGCAAUUCUCGCGGAGGAGGCGGCGGUGGAGGAUACGAAGGCGGACGAGGCGGAUACGGUGGCAAUAGGGGUGGCCCGCCCCCAUAUGCCGCUGGAAAUUACAAUGGUGAUGGAUGGGGUAUGCAAGGAGGCGCGCCAAACGGUUUGGGUGGCGGUGCUAACUCGGGAAUGAGCGGCCCACCUAUGGGUGGCAAUAAUCAAGGAAAUCAGGGCAACAUGGGUGGAAAGACCACUACUCAAGUCACCAUUCCUAAAGACCUUGCUGGGGCAAUUAUCGGCAAGGGAGGCGCCAGAAUUCGAAAAGUAAGAUCAGAUAGCGGUGCUGGAAUUACUAUAGACGAACCGUUGUCUGGCAGUAACGAUCGCAUUAUCACUAUAACCGGAUUACCCAGUCAGAUACAAAUGGCUCAGUACCUGCUUCAGCAGAGCGUGCACGAGAAUGCAGACCAUUAUUAGGACGUGGUGUAAAGAGGAAGCAUUCGGGGGGAGCCAAAGAUGCGUUUAUAAUUUUUUUAGGGAUACUUCUUCGCGCGGAAAGUGGAGACCGAUUAAAAGCGACGAGAACUUUUUCAUCGAGAGAGAAAAAAAAAAAAAA
Messenger RNA from Apis laboriosa (Himalayan honeybee), 2401 nucleotides. It is a transcript of the gene HnRNP-K, whose product is annotated as heterogeneous nuclear ribonucleoprotein K. Gene Ontology annotation, cellular component: nucleus; cytoplasm. The transcript is spliced from 12 exons. Gene Ontology annotation, molecular function: mRNA binding. The record is from RefSeq and is a predicted model, not a curated record. Gene Ontology annotation, biological process: regulation of mRNA splicing, via spliceosome; regulation of transcription by RNA polymerase II. NCBI's taxonomy places the organism in Eukaryota, Metazoa, Arthropoda, Insecta, Hymenoptera, Apidae. Bases 925 to 2262 code for a protein of 445 amino acids.